AGCGGAGAGAAUAACAGCUCUCCUCCCCUCUAAUCCCUGAUUCUUUCUAACAGAGUACAAGGGUCUAUUCUGAUAGACUCAGCUGGAACUGAACAUCUGACCAGAGCAUCCUAUCUACAGAUCUUUAGCAAACCUUAGGAAAGACUAGUUCAUUACUGUGGUGAUAGCCUGGCACAUAGGAGCAGCUUGUCGCUCUCCGGACUUCAGAUUGGCUUUUAUUGUAGCUAAUAUGCCAAGUGCCAAGCUGGCUGCAUUUUCUCCAGUUGAAUUCACCGUGUCCACUAUAGAUAAAAUGGGUCGCAAGGAGGAGGAAGAUGGCUGUAUUUGGAAGAAACAAACAAACAACAUACGUGACACCUUCGUGUUCAUGGAAGUGCUAGGAUCUGGUGCCUUUUCUGAGGUUUUCCUAGUACAGCACAGAUCCACGGGACAGCACUUUGCUCUAAAAUGUAUAAAGAAAGUAAACAGUGCACGAGACCGAAGCUUGGAGAAUGAAAUAGCAGUUUUAAAAAAGAUUAAGCAUGAUAAUAUUGUGACACUUGAGGAUGUCUACGAGAGCUCUUCACACUUCUACCUUGUCAUGCAGCUGGUAUCCGGAGGAGAGCUCUUUGAUCGUAUAUUGGAACGUGGGCUAUACACAGAGAAAGAUGCUAGCCAUGUUAUACGCCAGGUUCUAUCUGCUGUCAGAUAUCUUCAUGACAAUGGAGUCGUUCACAGAGAUUUAAAGCCGGAAAACCUCCUUUACCUCACCGCUGAUGAAAACUCCAAGAUUAUGAUAACAGAUUUUGGUCUUUCCAAAAUGGAAGAAACUGGGAUUAUGUCCACAGCCUGUGGCACUCCAGGAUAUGUUGCUCCAGAAGUCCUUGCACAAAAGCCAUAUAGUAAAGCAGUGGAUUGCUGGUCUAUUGGAGUUAUAACAUACAUUUUGUUAUGUGGCUACCCUCCUUUCUAUGAAGAAACUGAAUCCAAGCUCUUUGAGAAAAUCAAGGAUGGCUCUUAUGAAUUUGAAUCACCAUUUUGGGAUGACAUUUCUAAAUCUGCAAAAGAUUUCAUAAGUUGUCUCUUAGAGAAGGAUCCCAAGAAACGUUAUAAUUGUGAGCAUGCCCUUAAGCAUCCAUGGAUUGCUGGGAACACUGCCCUCCAUCGAGAUAUUUACCGUUCCGUGAGCAUCCAGAUUAAAAAGAACUUUGCUAAAAGCAAAUGGAGACAAGCAUUUAAUGCAGCAACAGUUGUUUAUCACAUGAAAAAAAUUGGAAGCUCAAGCGAAACCUAUGAGAAAGGAAAGCCAAUCAACUGCUCAGAACAUGGUCUAAUGAAGAAAGGUCACAAGAAACAGUAAGUUAUGAACGGCAUCACAACUACAGCGAAAACUACAAAUUAUACACACUGUGGCAGUGGACAGACAGGAGUAUGCUCAGUCAUGUGACAGCACUACCAUAGUCGGAUUGGCACUAUGUUUCAUUAAGGGCUGCGCAGUUACCUGUGUAUUAAAGCCACAUACUGGUCUUGCAUUGGAGUAAAGCCAAGAGAAGAUCCCUUUCAUGUUCUCUUUGGGAGCAUUCACUGAACACCGUGGGCAUUUUUCUGAAGGAUAUGGCAAUGACUUUUGGCAUUCAAAGACUGAUAGCUCAAUGAGGAGACAUCAUCAGAUCUACUGCAUAUAAUUCGAUGACUUAGGAUCAUCUCCAAUCAUGGAAAUUGCAGGGGGGAUUUACCUAUGUGUAUAAUCAAUAUUCCUCCUUGUAAAACAUAUUUACAACUGUACAUCUUACUGGCAUCACUGCCUUGUAAAUAAUGUGUAUGAAGGUGUGAGAAAAUGUUUUUGUUAAACUUUAGUGUUUUCAAUGCAUAUUGAUCUACAGUGACCAUCACAAGCCUUUCUUUAGUUACGAUUGCAAUGGACUGUGCAGAGCUUUUACACAUAUACGCUGUA
Molecule: messenger RNA, 1933 nt
Organism: Nanorana parkeri
Lineage: Eukaryota; Metazoa; Chordata; Amphibia; Anura; Dicroglossidae
Gene: CAMK1G
Product: calcium/calmodulin dependent protein kinase IG
Exons: 16
Coding region: 230-1339 (369 amino acids)
Biological process (GO): peptidyl-serine phosphorylation
Cellular component (GO): intracellular anatomical structure
Molecular function (GO): calmodulin binding; calcium/calmodulin-dependent protein kinase activity; ATP binding
Source: RefSeq, a predicted model, not a curated record